CGUAUUUGAAAUCUCCCGCGCGUCGGUGCACAAUUCUCACACAAGAGCGCAAUUGCAGACGACGCUGCUCGACUUCGACAAGCGAGCUGCCGAAGGUCUUGAAUGGUGGCAGAUCCGUGAUGUAGCAGCACUCGUUCCCUCGAGCAAUCUGUGACCGCAACGCCGAUCCAUUCCGAGUGGUGUCCAGUAAAAUGGCCGGCGACGAUGAGGAUCUGGAGCUCUUGCUGUCGAUGCAAGAUGACGAGAAUGCCGUCGUCAACGCGACUCCACCUUCUUCGCCUGCUCGUCACGAUCCGAAUUCCGUGAGGGCAGAAGUCGCAGGUGGUUUCUACAGCAAAAUCGCGACAACAUCAGGAUCCGAGGCUGAGAAUUCGUCUUUCAGUAGCAGAAUGGCAGAGAUCAGGUCUGCUUUUGCUGCUAAGUCAAACGGAGCACCUGCCAGGCACUCGGUUGUCACGGCGCAUUCACCUCUUCUGUCAACUGGCCCCAUCCGUACUCUAGACUACUGUUCUGAUGAUGAAACUCCGAAAACCAAGCACGCAGUCAGUAUGGAUGCAUUCAAGGACAUUCUCAAAGGAAGUCUUGAGCUGGAAGGCAAUAAGCUCCCGAGUGCUACUCCAAAGCAGACAUCGCAUCAAGGGUUGUCAAUCAGCAGCAUCGAUAUUGAGUUCUUUUCUGGACUGAAAAUAAAAGAUCGAUUAGUUCCUCCUGCUGAGGUGUAUAACAAGCUUGAAGACUUGCGAUUCGUGAGGCUCCCAGCUAUAAAGAUGGCGAAUGAAUGUGGAAAAUUUUCCGGUUCGUGGGCAACUAUUGCUAUCUUAGUCGACAAAGGACCGCCUCGUCAAAGUUCAACAGGAAAGAACUUCGUGAUUUGGAAGUUGGGAACUUUGGAUAGUAAUGUGAUCUCACUUUUCCUCUUUGGGGAUGCCUACAAAGCUCACUGGAAAGAGCAGCCAGGAUCUAUUCUUGCUGUUCUUAACGCAAACGUUCGCACAGACCCUAAGACCAAGGAACCAUCUCUCAGUGUCUUCAACUGUGACCAAGUUCUGAUGUUGGGCACUUCAGUAAACUUCGCCAUCUGCAGCGGAAUUCGGAAGGAUGGCACUAGGUGUACUGUGGGCAUAGAUAAACGCUUGCAUGGACAAUAUUGCCAGUAUCAUAUUGGAGCACAGCAGCACAAAUACAAAACCAAAAGGCCAGAACUGAGUGGCGGAAAGAUGGCAAUGAUCGGUCCUGGAUUUGAACGGGGCCACAUGAAACGAAAGCCACUUGACAGUCCUGAGAAGGAAAAUACCCCAUCGCGGCCUUUAAAGCUUGUCACGACUUCGCAGCUCAAAUUAAUGCUGAGUGACGAGAGAAUUACCACCAAAAGCUUUUCUCAAGGCAAGAGAUUUCUUGAAAAUAUGGCAGAUAGAGUUGUUGGAAAGAGAAAAUCGACAGAAGUCGAAGAGAAAUUGAAAAUUUCAAGAGUUCCCUUAGCUGAGAAAGGAAGGAAUCUCGGAGGUAUAAAAGCAGAGUUUACGAAUUCAGCGCGCACUGAGAAGCGCAAGGAUAUGGAUGUUACAGGCAUCAAAACCGACCGUGUGACUUUGGCGUCGGGAGGAAAGAGCCAAACCUUAAAAACAGGACAAGUGCGACGGAAGGAGAUUUCGAAAGGAAAGUCAAUGACAGAUGACAUGGAGAUGGAAAUUGAGUGGAGUGGAGGCUCUGAGGAUGAGAUGAUACACGCUUUGUCUCGGUUCGGAAAAGUCCAUGCUCUUGUGAGUUGAGAGCUUUCCACUCUCUCCAGUGCUUGCCAGCCGAUUGAAAUUUGAGCAACAUCCACCAACACGUUCGACCUCAUCAUCAUUCUGUAAGAUUUAAAGUCUGACUCUUUCUGCAGCCGCCAGGAGUUUGGUCUUCUAUGGCGAUCGCUGGAGUGUGCAAAAUCGGCAACUUACGGGCGGAAGAGUCACAUUACGAGAAGAAAAAUUAUAUUUGAAGAAAACACUAUAGAAGAUCCAAUACUGUGCAUCGAUCGUCUCACGGACGAAAAAUGCAGCCUCGUAACUGACCCCUGGGAUAACUGCAUUCCAUGUAAAGUAAUUUAUUUGACCGCAUAUGGUCAAAUAAAAAAGGUCCAGACGAACCAACAUGUCU
Marchantia polymorpha subsp. ruderalis is the source of this 2139-nucleotide messenger RNA. The record is from the annotation of a GenBank genome assembly. NCBI's taxonomy places the organism in Eukaryota, Viridiplantae, Streptophyta, Marchantiopsida, Marchantiales, Marchantiaceae.